Molecule: messenger RNA, 1044 nt
Organism: Spinacia oleracea (spinach)
Lineage: Eukaryota; Viridiplantae; Streptophyta; Magnoliopsida; Caryophyllales; Amaranthaceae
Exons: 6
Coding region: 1-588 (195 amino acids)
Molecular function (GO): phosphatidylinositol transfer activity
Source: RefSeq, a predicted model, not a curated record
AUGACCGAAGCUGAUAUAGGGAUGAGCCGUAAUAUAGUUAGGCUCACUCUUCUUCUUCGACUUCUUGUUGACGAUGAUCCACCACCCGUACCCAUCGCCCUGGGAAGCAUGAUUCUUCACCAACUUGGAAGCGCAUCUUUUGACUGCUCCCUCUCACAAACCGCACUUCUUCUCUUCUUCUCCAUCUCCUUCUUCACUUCUUGUAUCUGCGUGACUGCUUCCCUCUCGCAAUUCUCUCAACUCCACCGGCAAAUACCUCGACGAGAAGAACAACCACUACGCACCUCCUCACCGCCAAAUAUAAUCUACAUCCCCUUGAGUUUGUCUCCUCUGCCAAGCAAGAGACUUCAAUCCUGUUGGGGGAGAAUUGUUUUGAAGUUCGUGGGGGGUAAAUGCCAGCAACAUGAAGUUGCUCAUGAAGGUGAGACAGGAAAGGUUUCCCGAGCAAACUUUCGUGAUCGCGAAGGAAGAACUGUCCUUAUAAUGAGGCCUAGGAAGCAGAACACCACAUCUGGAGAAGGUAAUGUCCGUCACUUAGUCUAUUUGUUAGAGAAUGCCAUCCUCAACCUGCCCGAGGGCCAAGAAUAGAUGGUGUGGCUGAUAGAUUAUACAGGCUUUUCAAUGAGCACUAGUUUAUCAGUCAGAACAUCCCGAGAUAUUAUCAAGAUUUUGCAGAAAAGACUUGGACUAGCAGUUCUUUACAACCCACCAAGGAUCUUUCAGGCAUUUUGGAGGGCUGUACCUUGUCGUGUAAUGAUGGUUCAGAAGAUAGAUACGAUGGAUGCAUUAUAGAUGUUCAUGCACCAGACGCCAUAAGAAUACUAGCUGGCCCGGGUUGUUUUUUUUGACGAAAAUGCAGCUGGAAGUGUGAAAAGUGUGGCAAUAUAAACUACCCAUUCAAGACUAGGUGCAAUAGGAAAAAUUGUGGAGCUGAUAAGCCAGCUGAGGAAAAUAAAUCAUAUUCUCCAGUAGCUGAUGGAAAUGAGCAAGUGUCUAAUCUGAUGCACAUUUGUGUCAUAUGGGUUGAUAUUCUCAUUACUCUUA